Acanthaster planci (crown-of-thorns starfish) is the source of this 3470-nucleotide messenger RNA. RefSeq names its product acyl-protein thioesterase 1-like. Lineage: Eukaryota; Metazoa; Echinodermata; Asteroidea; Valvatida; Acanthasteridae. Gene Ontology annotation, biological process: protein depalmitoylation. The record is from RefSeq and is a predicted model, not a curated record. Gene Ontology annotation, cellular component: cytoplasm. Gene Ontology annotation, molecular function: palmitoyl-(protein) hydrolase activity; carboxylic ester hydrolase activity.
ACAUUUUUCAUUUUUUUAAAAAUAAAACUAAUCUUAAGGCCCUAAGUUAUUAAUAUUUUCAGUUGUUGAGUUUUUGGAGAUGCAAAACACAACAAUAUAGGAACAGAAUAUGUGGAACAUACACCGAUGGCCUGAGUGAUCAAUUCUUCAAAUUGAUGAUGAUGCCUAGUUAGUCAUGUUAGCGGAUCUUGGACAACUUGACCAUUCACCAACUCAACUCGGGACUACUCGACUGGUGGGACAUCAAGCCAUUGAAGCCUACCCAGGCGUGCAAUUUUCCUCAUAUCAGCUGAUUUCUUCAUUUUUCACUUCACGCUCAUGCCAUUGAAAAUUGAAAAACACUGGAAGUUGUCCAGUUGUGAAUCUGUUAAUUUUCCCAACAUGAUAUAUAGAGUUCAUUUAAUCGUUCGGCAGCAUUUUAUCAUCCGUUUCCUUAAGUUGGCAGCAUCAACGUUACUUAAAAAAACAAGUUCUUAGAAGUAUUUCAUAGAAUUGUGAACGUCAAAGCUUGAUCACUCAUCAUUUUGCCAUCAAGAAACUUUCACCUCCAGCAGCUGCAGUGCAAUCGAUCCCAGGUGUUCGUUAUCCAUUUCUAAUGCACAGUUAUUGUACAUGUAAAUCUUUUGCACUCUGCAUGCUUGCCACGCGCGUGUCCUGCGUGUGUCGUGUAUUGGUACAGAUAAUUCAAUGCCAUGUGAUCAAUGAUCCACCAAUCAGACGACCGGCAUUUUUGCAGGUGUUGUAUAAUAUUUUGCGGUCAUUCCUCCGAAUGAAUUACUCCAAUGCACAUGUACUGUAAAUUACAUUUAUUAUAGCAUUCGGGACAUGACGUAAAAAAGAUGUGAACAUCUUGCAGGAGAUAAGGAAACGUGCACGUAAUUAAUGCUGGUAUCAUUUACAGACCCACCAUACUUGAAAUGUUUACAGUAAACAGCAUGUGAGGGACAGUACAUCAUUUGUAUGCAACACACACAUGUACACAGUUACACGGUUACCAGUACAUGAACACAUAGGGGACGUCAGAGUGGACGUACAUGCUAUCAGUGACUGUUGUUCCCAACCAAUCAGAAUGCAUGCUGUUGUGCAGAAUUCAGUCACCUGAAGAACAAACCUCAGCCCGUCAUUGAGAGGAACAAGCAGAAACAAAUUGCAUCUUACAUUUCAAGACAUGUACAUUUACGGCAUCUGGUGCAGUGUACUCAGUCUCUGUGUCAAUUGUUGUACAGUCCAUCUCGUACAAAGAGGCAGAGGAACUAGUUUUCUACAAAUUUUAAUGGACUGUACACAUCUGUGAGACACCAGGAGCAGUUGUGUCAUAUGGAACGCUGCAUGUGACCACCUUCAUAUUUUCUGCAUUACACUUGAUCUCAGCUCUAGGAUUUUGGAUGCUGCUCUCUGGUGUCGGUAAGCAUCUGGCCUCUUCCUGGUGUUGUCGUCGGCCCGCUUCCGCCCUCUCCUUACUGACCGUCUCCUUCCUUGCGGUGCGCACCUUGUGUAGCGGGGACCGUGGUGCGUUUAUGUGUGGGAAUUCGGCAUCCAGCAUGGCGAAACCUGUGAUUGUUCCAGCAAAGGGAUCUCACACUGCAUCCCUUAUAUUUCUGCACGGGCUCGGGGACACAGGGCAUGGAUGGGCCUCAGGUCUUGAAGAGGUUGUUAGAUCAGCUGGUCUACAUCAUGUUAAAAUCGUAUGUCCCACUGCGCCUACCAUUCCAGUGACAUUAAACAUGGGGUUCCGAAUGCCGGCAUGGUUUGACAUUACAAGCCUCAGCUUUGACGAAGAUCAAGAUCAAGACAGAAUCACAGAAUCAAGUAAACUUUUAAACAAUUUAAUCGAUGAAGAAGAAAAGAGUGGCAUCCCGAGCAAUCGUAUAGUCAUCGGAGGAUUCUCACAAGGGGGAGCCAUCGCCUUAUACACCGCCCUCACCACCGAGCGCCAACUAGGCGGUGUUCUUGCACUCAGCACGUGGCUACCUCUACACACAAAAUUCCCUGGGGCAUUUGUAGGCUCGAGACGGGACUACCCUGUCUUACAGUGCCAUGGGGAUUCAGAUCCAGUCGUAAAUAUGCAGUAUGGCGUCAUGACAAGCACGUUGUUGAAGGAGCAGUUCUGCAGUAACCACACCUUCCGGCAAUACCCUGGCUUGGGGCACAGCAGUUGUCCUCCUGAAAUGAAGGAUUCUGCAGAUUUCCUUGUGAAAGUGCUGCCCAGCGCCUCAUCCAAGAAUUGACAUCGACUCUGAGCUUUCUCAAUUCAAAGGAUCAGAUGGGCCUGGAACUACCAUCUUGGCAAUACUAGGUUUUGUCCUUUUUUUUUCCCCGGUAAAAAAACAAUUGAUUGAUAUACAUUUCUUGUAAUUUUCAGCAUCGUAUUUUAAUCCGUUUUUUUUAACUGCAUCUAGAAAACACUUUUAAUUUUUAUCAUCAUCCAUUCAAUGAAGGAAGGCUAUCAUGAACAGAUUCCAUGUCAAACUUGAACAAUUAAAAUAAUCAUCGUUAUGCUUAUUCACAGUCAUGGCUGCCUGCUCAGUAAUAGUGUGUUAAAGCAUCUCACGAGCAUGCCGUUUAAGCAAUGAUACAAUGGUUUUUCAAAAUAGGAUGGUAGACAUGACAUAUACUUUUAAAAAACCUGCCUUAGACCCUCGGUUGUCACUUGAGUCAAAAGCCUCAGCAGCGACUCUUCAUUUCUAAAACACCAGCAUCUUAUGAGUAUUUUUUUGUCGCUGCAUUAAUUUUUCAUUAAUGGACAAGCCCAGCACAUCAUGAUUUGAAAAUAAGUGAUUUCCUCUAGUGCUUAUCAUAAGCAUCAGGCUAAAACCUGUGUUGAAUUGGUAUGCAAUCUAGAGUCAUGUACAUACAACCAGAGUUAAACUCAGAACCUUUGCCAUGUUGGCACCAUAGUGGCAUGUACGUGUAACUGCUGAUGUAUCACUGCACACUUUCCAUUAACAUAAUCCACCGCCACGGAAGAAACUGGAAGUACAGUGAAUGAUCUGUGUAACUGAGGAGGCAAAUUACCUCUUGCCCUCAAGCAUCAGUUCUGUCAAAAUGUUCCCGCAGGCUGAAACCUAUUCCUACAUGUAAUUCCAGAAAGGAGCCUGCUUUAAGUAAUGCGUGAAGUUGGGUUUGGCGUUUUCAGUGUCUGUCUCUACACCAUCUUUGAUGGGAAUGCUCUAAUUUUUUAACACACUUUUGAAAAUUCAGGAAACAAUGUUCCAUUUUUAAUUUCAGGACUGGAUUACACAAAGCUGCAGUCUAAUGAAAAUUAAUAUCGGAGACAAAUUGUAAAAAAGUCUUUGAAUUUUCUUGUUCAUACUGGUAGCUGCUGUUUAUGAUCAUUUGUUUAAUGUUCUUCCUGUUCUGUGUGGUUGAAAAUCGUGUGACAAAAUCAGAUUGUCAGGCAUGCAACUUGUCCUCAGAUCAGCUGAUUUCCUCAUUUUUCACUUGAACGCUCAUGUAAUUGAAAAAUGAAA